Molecule: messenger RNA, 4457 nt
Organism: Zonotrichia leucophrys gambelii
Lineage: Eukaryota; Metazoa; Chordata; Aves; Passeriformes; Passerellidae
Gene: FMR1
Product: fragile X messenger ribonucleoprotein 1
Exons: 15
Coding region: 354-2051 (565 amino acids)
Biological process (GO): positive regulation of protein phosphorylation; regulation of alternative mRNA splicing, via spliceosome; positive regulation of translation
Cellular component (GO): nucleus; presynapse; axon
Molecular function (GO): translation regulator activity; mRNA 3'-UTR binding; protein homodimerization activity
Source: RefSeq, a predicted model, not a curated record
GAGCGAGCGGCGCGCGCCGGCCCCGGGCCCGCUCCCGGCCCCGCCCCUCCCGCGGUCACGUGACGCGGGCCCCGAGCGCUCGCGUGCGAACCGGGCGCCCUGCGCGCGCCCCCCGCGCGCCGCCCGCCGCCGUUUCGGUUUCAUUUCCGGCGGCCCCGGGCCCGGAGCGGCGGCGCCGAGCGGAGCCCCCGGCGCUGCCCCCCGCUCCCGCCCAGGGUGGCCACACCCCCGGGCUCGGCGUGAACCGAGCGCCCCCGCCCCGCACACACACACCGCUCCUCCCCCGCCUGCGCCGGCACAGAGAAAGGGAAGGGAGGCGGCGCCGGGCCCGGGUCUCCCGCACCGCGCACAACAUGGAGGAGCUGGUGGUGGAGGUGCGGGGCUCCAACGGGGCCUUCUACAAGGCAUUUGUAAAGGAUGUGCAUGAAGAUUCAAUAACAGUUUCAUUUGAAAACAACUGGCAACCAGAGAGACAAAUCCCAUUCCAUGAUGUGAGGUUCCCACCACCUGCAGGCUAUAAUAAAGACAUAAAUGAAAGUGAUGAAGUAGAGGUUUAUUCCAGGGCAAAUGAAAAAGAACCCUGCUGUUGGUGGUUGGCUAAAGUGAGAAUGAUAAAGGGUGAGUUCUACGUAAUAGAAUAUGCAGCCUGUGAUGCUACAUACAACGAAAUUGUCACAAUUGAGCGUUUGAGAUCUGUGAACCCCAAUAAACCCGCAACAAAAGAUACUUUUCAUAAAAUCAAACUGGCAGUUCCUGAAGAUUUAAGGCAAAUGUGUGCCAAAGAAUCUGCACAUAAGGACUUCAAAAAGGCAGUUGGAGCUUUUUCUGUAACAUAUGAUUCUGAAAACCACCAGCUUAUUAUUUUGUCAAUCAACGACGUGACCACGAAGCGAGCCAACAUGCUCAUUGAUAUGCACUUUCGGAGCCUGCGCACCAAGCUAUCCCUGAUACUGAGAAAUGAAGAAGCCAGCAAACAGCUGGAGAGUUCUAGGCAACUUGCAUCCCGGUUCCAUGAACAGUUUGUAGUACGUGAAGACCUAAUGGGUUUGGCCAUUGGCACUCACGGUGCUAAUAUUCAGCAAGCCAGAAAAGUCCCUGGAGUGACUGCCAUUGACCUUGAUGAAGAUACUUGUACAUUCCAUAUUUAUGGAGAGGAUCAAGAUGCGGUGAAAAAGGCAAGAAGUUACCUUGAAUUUGCUGAAGAUGUCAUACAAGUCCCAAGGAAUUUAGUAGGAAAAGUAAUAGGAAAAAAUGGAAAACUGAUUCAAGAGAUAGUGGACAAAUCCGGCGUUGUAAGAGUGAGAAUUGAGGCUGAAAAUGACAAAAAUAUUCCACAAGAAGAGGGCAUGGUACCAUUUGUGUUUGUAGGAACCAAGGAUAGCAUCACUAAUGCAACUGUUCUUCUGGAUUAUCAUCUUAAUUAUUUAAAGGAAGUGGACCAGCUGCGUUUGGAGCGAUUGCAGAUUGAUGAGCAACUGCGCCAGAUCGGAGCCACUUCGCGGCCCCCCUCGAACCGCCCGGACAAGGACAAAGGGUACAUGACCGACGACGGGCCCGGCCUCGGCCGCGGCAGCCGCCCCUACCGGAACCGCGGCCACAGCCGGCGUGGGCCAGGCUAUGCUUCAGGAACUAAUUCUGAAGCAUCAAAUGCUUCUGAAACAGAGUCUGAUCACAGAGACGAGCUGAGCGAUUGGUCGGCGGCCCCGGCGGAGGAGGAGCGGGACAAUUACCUGCGCCGGGGGGACGGGCGGAGGCGCGGCGGCGGCGCCCGAGGCCAGGGCGGGCGGGGCCGCGGAGGAUUCAAAGGCAAUGACGAACAGUCGCGAACAGACAACCGUCAGCGCAACUCACGAGAGGCGAAAGGGAGGACAGCGGACGGGUCCCUUGAGAUCAGAACUGACUGCAAUAAUGAAAGGAGUGUCCACACUCAAACCUUACAGAAUACCUCGAGCGAAGGCAGCCGGCUGCGCACGGGCAAGGAGCGGAACCCCAAGAAGGAGAAGACGGACAGCGCGGACGCUCAGCAGCCGCUGGUCAACGGAGUCCCCUAAACUGCAUAACUCUGAAGUCAUACUUCCUAUACUGUUUCAGUAAUUCCUAUUCCAUGUUAGAGAAACUUGUUAGGCCAAAGACAAAAUAGUAGGCAAGAUGGCGCAGGGCAUGAAAUGAACAUAUGUUCUCUGUUAGCCUUUUUUAACAUCAACAGUAUGCAGUUGUUUUCAGAAUAAGAAGUUAUUCAAAUAUUUGCAUAAAAAUACCUGAACUUCUGAAAAUCGCUUCCAAGUACAUAUUGCAGUUCAAAAGAUGAAAGAUUCUUUUUUGUUUGUUUUAAAAAUACUGAGCUGUGCAUUGGUAAACUUUCUGUUCAGUUGUACCAUUUUAACACAUCGGGUCAAAUUCACUGCUCAAUUUCAAUUUUCAGAAUAAAUAGUGUUUGCAGUAAUCAAAUUGGCUUCUGUUUUCAAUCUAACUUACCAGUUCUUCAUGAAAUGCUAUGUCGUUUUAUGUCCUGUGUCAGUUCACAUUCUGGUCCACCUUUUUCAAUAUUUUGGUGGACCCUGAAAUCUGUGUGAUGUAACAAUUGUCAUUUUCAUUAGCAAAAAAGUUGUAUGAUCUGUGCCUUUUUUAUAUCUUGGCAGGUAGGAAUAUUAUAUUUGGAUGCAGAAAUCAGGGAAGAUGAGUUGGUAACACUAAAUGUAAAAUAUAUGUAGCAAUCCUUGUCAGACGUUAGUACUUUAUAGACAAGUGCAUGCUUUCCAUAAUUUUUUCCUUACAUAAACAUUCAGUUAGGCAGUUAUAAGAAUAGGAAAUUUAUUUUGCACUGAAGAUUUGGCAAAUAGUGUUAUUGAAAAAGGGGUGUAAUUUUUUUCUUUGUAGGCAGUACAGAAGCUUUUUUUUUAAAAAAGAAAAACUAAAAAAAAAAAAUCUUUCCAUUGUGGAAAACUGAAAAAACUCAUUGUUACUGAGGGAACAAGUGUAACAUGUUCACAAGCUAGUAAUGGGUGCCUGCUGUUUGGCCAGAUGACCAGCCUAAAGCAUUGAUGGUUUUCAUCCUCCCAAAAUUUUUGAAUUGCUUAUUUUAAUUUGGGGGCUAUUUCAGGACAGGUAAGAAGAAAGUCACCACAUUAUGCCCUGGCAACUACAGAUACAGUAGUUGAAAUAUUGAAGGUAAAAUAAAAGUUCUUCAUAUUUUGAGCUGCAGGGUCCUAAUUACCAGCCAAUAUGAAGGUGUCACAGAAUUUGAUGCAAAGUACAGCUGUACACCAGGGAAGGGUGGGAAGAGCUGGUAGGAGCUGUGCUUUCUUUCAUUUCUGAUCACACGUUAAACUUACUGGGCACAACUGCAUAAGGACCUUCAUUUUAGUCCAUUUUUGUUCAGAUUACUCCAGAAGGAGAGCCACUGUUUAUGUACAGAAUUGUACAAACUUGACCUUGCCUCUGAUGUAUUUUGUGAGUUUUGUUUCUUUGCUUUCUUCAUUCUUUUUUUUCCUUGCAUACAGGUGAGCAUACUAAAACUGGCAACGAACUGCACAUGAUUUAACAAAUAUAAAAAUGUCUUAAAAAGUAUUGCCAAACAUUAAUGUUGAUUUCUAGUUAUUUAUUUUGGGAAUGUAUAGUAUUUGAAAACAGAAAUUGGUACCUUGCACACAUCAUCUGUAAGCUGUUUGGUUUAAAAUACUGUAGAUAAUUAACCAAGGUAGACUGACCUUGUAAUGUAACUGCUCUUGGGCAAUAUUCUCUGUACAUAUUAGCUACAACAGAUUGGAUUUUAUGUUGACAUUUGUUUGGUUAUAGUGCAAUAUAUUUUGUAUGCAAGCAGUUUCAAUAAAGUUUGAUCUUCCUCUGCUAACUGAUGUUGAUGCAAUCCUUAUGAAUGAUUGCUUUAAAAAAUCUCAACUGACAGAAAGUAGGAAGUAUUUCUUUGUUUAGACUUUAACUGUAGCCAUUGUUUAUUUACACAUUUUAGAAAAAUCUCAGAUACUACCAGAUUUCAAAAAUCUACAGCACAAAAUGCUCAAGAAGACACAGUCUCCUCAUGGAAUGGUGCAGUACCUGUUGAGUGGUCACACUUCAUGCACUCAUUUCUCACAUUCAGUGGUUGAGUUCACUAAGGUGCUAACCCAGGUAAAUGUGAAAUUCCUAAACCACAGUCUGACUAAUUGGCUGCAUUCCAUUUCCACGUGGGUUUUGGGGUUAUGACCUUUUUCAGUAUUUGUGUACUUCACAUACGUCCCUUUCAGUUCAUAUUCCAGUGAUUUUAAAUGUUAUUAAAUUUCAACAAAGUAACCUGUGAAUCUAAAUGUACACUUUUAUUUUGAAAAGUCAUGUUGUUACAAAACUUGAAAGUGCAACAAAUGUCUGAUGCUUGAGUUCAGGUCCGUCCUAUUGGUAACUAUUAUAAAGUACGGUCUAAUGAAUGAAAAUUAUUUUUAAAAUAAAGUUCUUUGAAAGAGUGA